UGCCUCGGCAGCGAUGGUUGCCAGGCGACGGGAGCUUCUCUGAGCCGCUGGUGCUCGCGAAUGGAGGUGUAGAACCCGUUAUGUAUUGUGCCGCGGGUCGUCUUCUCUGAGUUCCCACGAUGUUCUUCUACCUGAGCAAGAAAAUUGCUGUUCCUAAUAAUGUGAAGCUGAAGUGUAUAUCCUGGAACAAGGACCAAGGGUUCAUAGCAUGUGGUGGUGAGGAUGGAUUACUUAAAGUUUUGAGAUUAGAAACACAGACAGAGGACUCAAAAUUGAGAGGCUUGGCAGCCCCUAGUAACCUUUCCAUGAACCAGAAUCUGGAAGGGCAUAGUGGUGCUGUUCAGGUUGUAACAUGGAAUGAACAGUAUCAGAAGCUGACUACCAGUGAUCAAAAUGGGCUUAUCAUUGUCUGGAUGCUAUAUAAAGGCUCCUGGUAUGAGGAGAUGAUCAACAACCGCAACAAGUCCGUGGUCCGCAGCAUGAGCUGGAAUGCCGACGGGCAGAAGAUCUGCAUAGUGUACGAGGACGGGGCUGUGAUAGUCGGCUCCGUGGAUGGGAAUCGGAUCUGGGGGAAAGAUCUGAAGGGAAUACAGCUGUGCCAUGUAACCUGGUCUGCAGAUAGUAAAAUCUUGCUUUUUGGAAUGGCAAAUGGAGAAAUACACAUUUAUGAUAAUCAAGGAAAUUUUAUAAUGAAAAUGAAACUGAACUGCCUGGUGAACGUCACUGGGGCAAUCAGCAUUGCUGGCAUUCACUGGUACCAUGGUACUGAAGGCUACGUGGAGCCCGAUUGCCCAUGCCUGGCGAUUUGUUUUGACAAUGGACGAUGCCAAAUAAUGAGACACGAGAAUGACCAAAAUCCAGUUUUGAUCGAUACUGGCAUGUAUGUGGUUGGUGUCCAGUGGAACCACAUUGGCAGUGUGUUAGCUGUGGCAGGUUCCCAGAAAGUGGUGACUCAGGACAAGGACGUCAACAUUGUGCAGUUCUACACACCGUUUGGUGAGCAUCUAGGUACUUUGAAAGUUCCAGGAAAGCAGAUGUGUUCACUGUCUUGGGAAGGAGGUGGACUGAAGAUUGCUCUAGCUGUUGACUCCUUUAUAUAUUUUGCAAACAUUCGACCUGAUUAUAAGUGGGGCUAUUGUUCCAACACUGUGGUUUAUGCGUACACCAGACCUGACCGUCCUGAGUACUGUGUUGUCUUCUGGGACACAAAAAACAAUGAGAAAUACAUCAAAUAUGUCAACCUCAUCUCUAUCACCACGUGUGGUGAUUUCUGCAUUUUGGCUACAAAGGCUGAUGAAAAUCACCCUCAGUUUGUGCUAGUUCUUUGCAAUUCUAUCGGCACACCCUUGGACCCUAAAUACAUUGAUCUUG
Molecule: messenger RNA, 1371 nt
Organism: Acomys russatus (golden spiny mouse)
Lineage: Eukaryota; Metazoa; Chordata; Mammalia; Rodentia; Muridae
Product: WD repeat-containing protein 35-like
Biological process (GO): intraciliary retrograde transport; non-motile cilium assembly; protein localization to cilium
Cellular component (GO): intraciliary transport particle A; non-motile cilium
Molecular function (GO): protein binding
Source: RefSeq, a predicted model, not a curated record